AUGGUUUAUAGCACACUGCUCUUUGGAGCCUUGGCCCUCUAUCUAGUAUGGACUGGGGCAAGCUGGAUUCGACAAAUUCGCCGAGCCACUGCGACCAGCCUGCGGUGGACAAUCUUUCCCUAUGCUGAGCUGAGUACCUUUUGGAUGACACUUUGCUCCUUCGAUUCUGUGCUUCAUAUCAUCAACCUCUGGCUUCCUGCUUGGUUGACAGACGUCGUCAACGACAAUGUCAUGACUCAUCAUUUCUGGGUCAAGGAUCGCCGUACAAAACAACUUGGCAAGCUCUACGUGGUAGCGACUCCAGAUAAUCUGUGCUGCCAUGUUGCAGAUGCGGCGGUGGUCUCCCAAAUAUGUAGCUCCCGGUCCGGCUUUCCGAAGCCGUUAGAGAUUUAUGGAUCAAUGAUGCUGUAUGGACCUAAUGUGGUUGCUACUGAAGGGAAAGAAUGGACUCGCCAUCGGCGACAUACGAUUGCUGCCUUUGGUGAAAAGACCAUCACGACUGUUUGGCAGGAGACCGUUCGACAGACGACGCAAAUGUUAGACCACUGGUGCGAAAAACAUACUGUGGGGACCAAUCUUGAGCUAGGUCCAAAGGAAGAUAUCCUGAAGCUCACAUUGAAUGUGCUCUGUGCAGCCGGUUUUGGGGUGCAGUUGCCUUUUCAAGCAACUUCGAAUGCUAAUGAUAGCAGUGUGUCAGCCAUGUUCCGCGACACCGUACACCCACUUCCAGGCUUUCACUUCACGUUGCGUGCCGUCAUGGAGUACAUGAUGGGUCACUGGAAUUCGAUUUUCAUGGCCAAUACAAUGCUCCCUACAUGGAUGCCUCGCGCACUGGUUCCUUUCUUCAAGGAUGACUUUGCCGCCUACGAUGACCUGGGGAAGUACAUGAAAGCCAUGAUCGCACAGGCCAAUCGAGAUGUACCCAAGGAAGGGCUCAGUGCACGAGGACAGAAUGUGCUGCAGGGCCUCGUUCGAGCGCAACACCUGGAAGAUGAUGAAGAUGCAUCGAAGAAGAGCUCGCUAAGCGAGAUUGAAGUGUUAGGGAAUACUCACAUCAUGAUGCUAGCCCACGAAAGCACUGGGGCAACCAUUCGUUUUGCUCUGGUAUUGUUGGCCCUGCACCAAGAUGUACAGGAAUGGAUGUACCGAGCGAUUUGCGACGCCAUAAGGGGCAAUUCUACCAACCCAAAUGAAUGGGACUACGCAACCGUGUAUCCUAAGUUGGUGGCACCUCUAUGUGUGAUGCUCGAGACAAUGCGAAUGGGAACCGUCAUGCUCCCUCCAGGCAGCCACGUCUGUUUGAACAUCACCAGUCUUCAUUACACUACCGAAUACUGGGGUCAUGAUGCUUCAACGUUUGACCCUUCUCGCUGGGACCGACAGAAUCGGGAUAGCUUCCUGGCACGGAAUGAGGAUCAACUUGGAAAUGUUGCCGCUGGCCUGGAGUAUCCAACGAUCCACAAACCAACCCGUGGAUCAUACGUCCCCUUCAGCGACGGCCUGCGUGCGUGCUUGGGCAAGAAAUUCGCCCAAGUUGAGUUUGUUGCCUUCCUCGCUGUGAUAUUUUCUCGAUACAAGGUGGAUUUUGCUUCUGCGGCUGGACAGAAGAAGGAAGCACAUGAAAAAGCAAAGAAGGCGUUGGAGGAGAGUAUUUGCGCUGCUUUGGCAUUAGACAUGACGGUUGAUAUUCCUCUGGCUUUCAUCCCAAGAGAUGAGGUGAGGGGUUGA
This is a messenger RNA of Penicillium maclennaniae, 1728 nucleotides long. Its product is annotated as cytochrome P450. Bases 1 to 1728 code for a protein of 575 amino acids. The record is from RefSeq and is a predicted model, not a curated record. The transcript is spliced from 4 exons. Gene Ontology annotation, molecular function: iron ion binding; heme binding; monooxygenase activity. Lineage: Eukaryota; Fungi; Ascomycota; Eurotiomycetes; Eurotiales; Aspergillaceae.